GUCCAGUGAAUGAUAUAUAUAGGGAGUGGGCGAGGGAGAGGGAGAGACAGCACAGAGACAAGCCAACAAACAUCAAGAACAGCAUGAGUUGAGGGAAUACUACUCAUCCCAUUGCCAUUCCUACACCAAUCUUUCCUCUCCUUUUGCAUGUCAAUUCUGUAGGAAGACAACCCACCUGAAGCUGUGGCAUGCCACUGUGCUCCCUUGCCUUCCAUUUCUUAGGCCAAGCAUUCAUUGGUCGGGCUAUAUGAGAAUUCUACUCGGCGGAGGGGGCAACACAGCUCUACUGCCUUACCUCCAUCGGCCGGCUUCAGUGCGCCGCGGCCUCACGACUGUCGCAGCGGUUCCGGGCAUGUGCCGGAGAUGUUACUCCUCUCAUCAUUAUUGGGUCGAAGGCAAUGAUGAUGAGGGGCGGAAGGAGAGCGUGGUGGUGGUCAUGGGCGCCACUGGGACGGGGAAGUCGAAGCUGUCCAUCGAGCUGGCCACCAGGUUCUCGGGCGAGGUGGUGAACUCCGAUAAGAUUCAGGUGUACCGGGGGCUUGACGUCACCACCAACAAGAUGCCCGUCGUGGAGCGCUGCGGCGUGCCGCAUCAUUUGCUGGGAGAGGUUGACCCAGCCGCGGGCGAGGUUUCGCCGGCGACGUUCCGGGAGAUGGCGGCCCGCGCUAUUGCCGGGAUUACAGGCCGCGGCCGGCUGCCGGUGGUGGCCGGCGGGUCCAACUCCAUGGUACAUGCUGCCAUGGCCGGUAGCUACGACCCCGAGCGGAGUCCAUUCGCGGCGGACUGGCGGUGGAGGAGGAAGAGAAGGGAGGGGGCGCUGCGGUACCGAUGCUGCUUCCUGUGGGUGGACGUGGAAGCGGCGGCGUUGGCGGAGCAGCUCGACCGGCGGGUGGAGGAGAUGGUGGCGGCUGGAAUGGUGGAGGAGCUGGGCCGGUACUUCGCGGCGGAGGUGGAGUCGGACGCGGGGGAGCUAAGACACCCGGGGCUGGCGAAGGCUAUCGGGGUGGCGGAGCUCCGGGAGUACUUCCGGGGGGAGGGGCGGGGGACGGCGGCGGCGUACCAGGCGGCGAUGGCGGCCAUCAAGGCCAACACGCGGCGGCUGGCGGAGGAGCAGGUGCGGAAGAUCGAGCGGCUGGAGCAGAUGGGGUGGCCGCUGCGGAGGCUAGACGCAACCGCGACGGUGACAGCGCGUCUCGCCGGGUCAGCUACGGAGCAAGCUGAGGCGGCGUGGGAGAGGGACGUGGCGGGGCCCAGCUAUGCGGCGGUGGAGCAGUUCUUGAAGGAAGCGGUGGAAGGCCACCACGCCGUGCCUUCUCAUCUGAUUUAUACUUGA
Molecule: messenger RNA, 1333 nt
Organism: Musa acuminata AAA Group (dessert banana)
Lineage: Eukaryota; Viridiplantae; Streptophyta; Magnoliopsida; Zingiberales; Musaceae
Product: adenylate isopentenyltransferase-like
Exons: 1
Coding region: 248-1333 (361 amino acids)
Biological process (GO): tRNA modification
Cellular component (GO): mitochondrion
Molecular function (GO): tRNA dimethylallyltransferase activity
Source: RefSeq, a predicted model, not a curated record